AGAUGGUGGAGUUCCAAUCAGCUUUCAAGUGUUUUUCUUUGUGUCUGUGUCUUUGUGUGUGUGUGUGUGUGUGUGGUGUGACAGCAAACCAAACCUACCAAUAUCUCAUGUUCUUAGUACUUUUCUCUUUCUUAUUGCCAACCCAUGAAAAAAGUUGUACUGUAGGGUAUAGUUUUUAGUGCAUAUUUUUUCCUCCUUAUAUAGCUUCAACCCUCGCUCCCCCAUUGAUUGAGAGAGAGAGGGAGAGUACAGAAGAGAGGAAACUCGUUACCUGGGAAAUCUUGUUUUCUGUUUGGCCACUCAUGGAAGCGUCAAGGGACGAGCCAACAAGACCGUUUGAUUCCUCCUGCAUCGUUUCCACAUCCACAGCUCUUCCAUGCUCAGAUCCUCCACAGCAGCAGUACCUAGAACGGAACAGCAAAAACGAAGAAGAAGGCCGUCAUGACAAAGAAGGAGAGGAAGGUGCGGGACUAGACCUUAUGCUUACAGGGUUUGACUCUAGGCAACGGUCCAAUCAAGAACUCAACCUCAUCGACUGCUUAGAUGCGGGUUUCCCUCAGAGUUGCCAAGGAACUUCCGCUGAGCAAAAGCUUUUCUCGUGCAACUACUGUCAAAGGACGUUCUACAGCUCACAGGCCUUAGGCGGCCACCAAAACGCCCACAAAAGGGAGAGGACUUUAGCAAAGAGAGGGCAACGUAUCGCAUCAGCUUUCGGCCAUCCCUAUGGUUUCACCCCGAUGCCCUUCCACGGGCAUUACAGCAACAGAUCCUUGGGAAUUCAGGCACAUUCCAUGAGUCAUAAGUUGAGUUCUUACAAUGGAUUUGGUGGACAGUAUGGACAAGUCAACUGGUCUAGACUACCUCUUGAUCAGCAACCGGCCAUUGGAAAGCUGUCUUCAAUGGAGAAUCAUCACAUGAACGCUGGUAGGUUCAACGUAGGAAGGAUUGUACCAGGUCCUCUUACUCCCGAACUUUGGUGGGGAGGGGGAGGAUCAUAUAAAGGUAACCAUCAGGAGGAGCAGCAGAAGCUUGAUUUGUCCCUCAAGCUCUGAACUUUUUCUUGAUUUAUCCACUCUGCAAUUGUGUUUUUAUUUCCUCCGUUUGUCCUGCGAUUGAUAUUACAAAGAGUAAGUACUAGAUGUGUAUAGUUUGUCCACUAUAUAGAUUCCGAAUGUACAUCUUUUCAUAUGUCUACACGAUCUUGGUUUCCUAA
This is a messenger RNA of Tarenaya hassleriana, 1213 nucleotides long. RefSeq names its product zinc finger protein 3-like. Lineage: Eukaryota; Viridiplantae; Streptophyta; Magnoliopsida; Brassicales; Cleomaceae. Gene Ontology annotation, biological process: negative regulation of abscisic acid-activated signaling pathway. The record is from RefSeq and is a predicted model, not a curated record. The transcript has a single exon. The coding region runs from base 303 to 1052 and encodes 249 amino acids.